Molecule: messenger RNA, 519 nt
Organism: Cuscuta campestris
Lineage: Eukaryota; Viridiplantae; Streptophyta; Magnoliopsida; Solanales; Convolvulaceae
Source: the annotation of a GenBank genome assembly
GCCCACCCCCACUAUCGCCGCCCACCCCCCACCGUCACUGCCGCCCACAAUCCCUCAAUCUCCGCCACAAUUGCCAAUCCCAUUAGGCUCGCCUCAAAAUCUAAGAUCUAAAAAGACUGAGUAAUAAAGGGGAGAAGAAAAACAUAUGCCCCGUCGUCCCUAGCCCCACUAUCACCACCGAUCCUACAAUCGCUUCCAUGGCCACCGUCAUAUCUGGUGCAGAUCGGUUGUAGAUCUGGGAGUCAAUCAAACAUGAGAAUGAAGGGUAAGAAGAAGAAAAAGAAGGAGCAAUAUUGGAGAAAAAAGAGGGCCGAUUAGGGAAGAAAAAAGGAGAAGAUCCGAUCCGAAGAAGGAUUUAGAGAUUUAAAAAAAGCCGAGAAAAGAGGGGGAGAAAAGAGAAGGGAGAGAAGAAAGAAGGAGAAGAGGUGGAGAGAGAGAUCCAGAGAGAAAGAGAAAGGGUGGAAGAAGAUAAGAAAGGAGUGGGGGAGAAGAAAAGUUGAAGAAAUGUCAGGAAUUGGG